UUGGCAUUCAUGCUUUCUGCAAGGUUCUGUGAAGGUUUCUGCUGAAGAAGAAACUCAUUUUUCCAAUAAACUAAAGACGGAUUACAAUUCAAACUCACAAGAGGAAUUGCGUCGAGAACGGACCUUGCUUCAAAUCUGAGGACCUAACGCGCAAAUAUGCCGUUUUCAAGAGGGAAGAAGCCCGUGGCUACCAGUAGAAUUCCGAAACUGGGAUCAAAAGGAGUAGAGAAUCAGGAGCUACCUCAGGUCAAAAGGUCCUCCUCACCACCCAAGGGUGCUCCAAAGAAGAGAACAGCUUUCAUCGACAUCACCAAUGCCUUUUCUCAGUGCCUGCCUGACAGUCGCAUUGAAGAUGAUGAUGAUGGUGAGGUAGCAUAUCGAGCACACAAGACCCUGGGCAUCGUUGCUGGUCUCCGGAAGAGGGAUGGCGUCAAAAAGCCACAGACUAGGCAGCAACAACAGCUGCAGUCUGCGCCGGAGAAAAAUGAGGCCAAAUUGAAAAAGUCUGCAUCCGUGGAGUCUGAGACCGAGGUGGAGCCUGUCCCUCAGGUCAGGCCGCUGGCUGUGGAACCAGUGGCUGAGCCUUUGAUACAGCCUGUGGCUCUCACCGUUUCCGUGGUGACCUCAGAGGUGAAAAUCGAGACAGAGGAAACCAUUGAGGUGCCCAUCUACUUGGAGCUGCAACCUGCCCUAGCGUCAUCUGCACAGGCAAGUGCAGUGAAGUUGGAGGUGGUGAUCAAGAAUGAGGAGGCGCAGGAGGAGGCCAUGGCCGUCAGGCAGGAGCAGCAGGAGGGCAUCAAGGAAGAGGUCGUGACCUUGGAGCUGCAGCUGGUGAAGGAGGAGGAGGUUCAGAUCAAGGAGGAGGCGAUGGUGAAGGAGGAGGCGAUGGUAAAGCAGGAGCUGAUCAAAGAAGAGGAGGAGAAGCCUGCACAUCUGCUGCCCCCUCAGAUACCACCUGAGUUUGACAUUGACUCGGAGAACAGCCACGACAUCGCCCUGACACCAGAGUACGCCAAGGAAAUCUUUGACUACCUCAAGAAACGCGAGGAGAAGUUCGUCCUGAAGGACUACCUGCCCCUGCAGCCAAGCCUCACACUCAGCAUCCGCGGAAUCCUAGUGGACUGGAUGGUGGAGGUCCAGGAGAACUUUGAGCUGAACCACGAGACGCUGUACCUGGCGGUGAAGCUGACGGACCACUUCCUGGCCACCAAGCCCUCCGUCAGCCGGGACCUGCUGCAACUGCUGGGGGCUACCGCUAUGUUGCUAGCAGCCAAGUUCGAGGAGCGCUGUCCUCCAUGUAUCGAUGACUUCCUGUACAUCUGCGACGACGCCUACAAGCGUCAUCAGUUCAUCACCAUGGAGAUGAACAUUCUACAGACCCUCGACUUUGACAUCAGCAUCCCCAUCUCCUACCGCUUCCUACGACGAUACUCCAAGACCCCGUGUCUGGAGUUCCAUUCGGGCUACAGUGUGUCUGAGGUGGCCCCUGUUGCCAGGAGACUGCACUCCAUGCUGCUGAGCCAGAGGGAGGGCAAGCUGGAGGCGGUACGCAACAAAUACUCACACCCAAUCUUCUUUGAGGUGGCCCAGGUACCCAUCGUGAGUCUGUCCAAGCUAGAAGAGUUUCUGCAGUAGAGGAAGGGCUUCACCAACCUCAUCCCAAAGCACCAAGACGACUUGUGGAUCUCACCACAACUUCUUUCUUGUAAAUAGAAACAAAACUCUAUAUUUAUAUUGUACAUGGAAGCCAUUUUGUAUAAUAAAAAUGUUUUUGUACGUGUAUGUUCUUGCCAAUGUGGAUGUAAGUGUUCUUCAGUGUUUUUGAAAAUAUGACGUUCUGCGUAUAGAAUCCAUGAUGAGGAAAAAGAUGUUACAAAAGCAGACGUUUUGUUGACGAAUAAAGUAGUGAAAAAGGAGAUUUUAUUUCCCUGGAAUGAGUAAAAAUACUAAAACAGUAGUUUUAAAAUAAUAUAAUGUUCUUAAUGUUUUUCUUGUCUUUUAUUUGUUGUACAGUAUCAUGUUGUGAUGUUAACCCUAAUAAUGAAACUCAGUAUUUAUGUAUAAAGUCUUGUUCCUGAAAUAAAACAGCAUUUUUAAGCAAUUUUGAAAAA
Engraulis encrasicolus (European anchovy) is the source of this 2111-nucleotide messenger RNA. It is a transcript of the gene ccnb3, whose product is annotated as cyclin B3. The coding region runs from base 157 to 1635 and encodes 492 amino acids. Gene Ontology annotation, cellular component: cyclin-dependent protein kinase holoenzyme complex; cytoplasm; nucleus. Lineage: Eukaryota; Metazoa; Chordata; Actinopteri; Clupeiformes; Engraulidae. The transcript has 14 exons. Gene Ontology annotation, molecular function: cyclin-dependent protein serine/threonine kinase regulator activity. Gene Ontology annotation, biological process: regulation of cyclin-dependent protein serine/threonine kinase activity; mitotic cell cycle phase transition. The record is from RefSeq and is a predicted model, not a curated record.